This is a messenger RNA of Penicillium expansum, 1446 nucleotides long. RefSeq lists its product as uncharacterized. The coding region runs from base 1 to 1446 and encodes 481 amino acids. The record is from RefSeq and is a predicted model, not a curated record. The transcript has 6 exons. NCBI's taxonomy places the organism in Eukaryota, Fungi, Ascomycota, Eurotiomycetes, Eurotiales, Aspergillaceae.
AUGCCUACUGACUUCUUCACGUUGAGACAUCGUGAUCGCCAACGGGCCGCUGCUUACCUACAGGCCCGCAGUAAAGUCAUCACCGCUAUGGGCGUGAUUUACAAGCAAGUCGAAAUCUACAACUCCGCCCAAAUCAACCCCGCCUCCUACAAGUCUCUUGACAUUGACUGUCGAUUGCUUGAGCUAGAUGAUGAUGGGAAGCCGCUUCAGCCCCCAAACUCCGAUCCCUCCGACUCGAUUUUCUUUGAGCCUCGAGGUGCAACGUGGGUAGCCCCUGUUCAUGUUACCAACACCCAACGCGAGAGAGAAGUCAAGCGAUAUACCGAGCAAUGGGAGAGCGUCAAAGAUAACCCACUUGUUCAGAGCCUUCAUUCCCAGGUCUGGUUUCUCUAUUCGGGUUUGGAGCAUAUGUUUUUCCUCUUCCGCCGAGAGUUCUAUCCUGAAGGAGACGACAGAGUACCACCCAGCCUCAGGGAAAUGUUUAAAUGGGCAAAGAGUGGGACUAUCGUACCAUCUGUGUUUGCUGAUAGAUUUUACUCGGCUAUCUGGGGAUCGAUACGAUGGUUUCCCGGGAAGCCGCAUACUCUACUCGUCAUUUUGAUUAAAGAAGAGCCCAGUGAAGAGCUGUUCCGCGCAGAGGUCAUGGCUAUCACUAUUUUCGGACGAAUGCAAGCUCGAGUACUCGAAGCUCAUUACAGCCAGCAAGGGCUAGUCGUCAAGAAGACCCGGCUUCUUGAUUUCUCGACCAACCAAGUCGCUAACAAAAACAUGAACAUUCUGCUUGGAUUUAUGGCCAGUGACCUAGUCAGAGAUCCUAGAGGACCUACAGCUCCUACCGAUAUCCCAACGACUUUACCCACAGCCGAGAAAGUGGACACAGCGAAAGGAGGAACCCUUCGGAAGAUGUUCCGGAAAAUACGCCCACGAGUCGGGGCAGAUACAGAGUCAGAACAAUCGGAAGGGGUUACCCAGGGAUCAAGUGCCAACCGAAUGCCUGAAGUCCCAAGGAACCAGAUCUCUCAAGACAGCCCCUCUGGUCCAACUCCGGCUCUAGUCGCAGCGGGUACCCGUCUCGACGAAUUUGGCUCGUUACACGAAGACACAUACUAUAUCAAGCAAGGGCGCACCACUGACGUAACAGGAGGAGUGUGCAACGGUGUGUUGCCUGUUUGCAAAUGGGCGACACGAUACGAUAUCAAUGGUAAUAGCGUCGACAACAAAAAUAUUCGUACGGAGGAGUUUAUGAUUAUAGGUGUCCAAGAUCGCUUUAAUGAGUCUGGUGACUCUGGCUCAUUUGUCGUGGAUUCAACCGGGGCUGUUGUGGGCCUCCUGUUCGCCAACUACGAACACCAUUUGCAGACUGUCGGACUUGCAUUACCAGUCUCGGAUCUUAUGGACACGAUGAAUGAUCGACUUAAGGGUCCUGUUUCUCUACGUCUCCCGUAA